Messenger RNA from Varroa destructor (honeybee mite), 5229 nucleotides. RefSeq names its product chascon (gene chas). The record is from RefSeq and is a predicted model, not a curated record. NCBI's taxonomy places the organism in Eukaryota, Metazoa, Arthropoda, Arachnida, Mesostigmata, Varroidae.
GCCCUCUGCAUGGCGAAGGCAGAACCGGUGCGAUAGCGGCUACCGCAGGACAUAGCGUGGCCACCGCAACGACUCGCGCUACUCGGGUCAGCUCGCUAACACUGCGUACGCAUGGGUCCUUCUUGUGAAUCGCAGUGACUGCAUCGGUCUGCAUGACGAAGCACCGAAGGACUAUCGACUAACGAAACCGACCGUCGAUUUUCGGCGGCAUAGGACUGUGUGUGCACUCAUUUUGGUGACUUUGUGCAUGUAUGCUAAUAGUGAGACUCAGCACAAUACAGUGGCAAUAUGUCAGGCCAGCGACCGACUGUCUACGUAGCAGAGUUCGCAAACGGACGCUGUUCUCGCAGCGAAAUGAAAGGCUUUCGUACAACGCGCAACUAACGAAUAUCAAGCGCCGAGCGUUUCACGAUCUCCUAGUCGCCGCCAGCGGUGAUCCCACGAUAGCACGUCCUACACGUUACCAAGGUCGACCAACGCGGGCUUUGGUUCGUGGUUUGCAAACACAGCAACAGUAGCGACGACGAUUUCGGAAACGCUUGGUGGCUAGUAAUUGGUGGCUAGCCACUGCGCUUUAGAUGGUGACGCCCGGCGGACGCUGCAAGUCGCAAGCGGGCUUCUGGCUUCGUAUAGAGCGGACAUACGCAAGCACUUGCAGAUACACUUUUGCACAUCAGCGCACGCGACAGCUCCUUCCUACCGUUGAACCAAAACACUGACGAACCAAACGAACCAAGACGAACCGCCAAAGGACCAGUUCGGUGACCGAAGUUGAGCCAACGAUACGAAUUCAUCUUUGGCCAAAUAAGAGCAACAAAUUGAACGCCAUCUUGACAAGAGGGAGUGAUCAACAACGAACGAUUGUACACAUAUACAAGACGUAAAUGUCGUAUAGGCCGACGCUUCCCAAAGUGUCCGACGGCAAGCAAAUACGGCCGAAAACGUCCUCCUCAUAUGGUAGUAGCGCGCAACAUGAACCGAAGCUGGUAGCCGGUCGUGUCGCAGCGAAAAACGAAAAUCUCAAAACCAAAGCUAAAGAUAUUUGUCGAAAGGAAAGAACGACUUAAAAAGGAAGAAUCGUAUGUAACAUUGCACAUAAGGCUGAGUUCAAUUAAGUCAAACCUGUCGUCCUUAAAAUGUGAACCGUGCUUCUAGGUGUAAUUAACAGUAUUCGCUGUUCAACCGAAAACGUAUCCUCUAAUACAUUCGUAACACAGUAUGCUGAAUAGAUGCCAAUAUGGACCGAUCUAGUUACCGAAGUGCGACGCCCGAUCACAGGAUUGUCCCGCAAACGUCAUGGGACCUGCGGACCGCAUCACCCGCUGGCGACGUGAUUCAAGCAAACAAAUCAGAGGAAUGGACAACUUCAAAGAAAACAGUAAAUCACAAGACCCGUCAGAUCGAGACCCGCGUUCAGAGACAACUGGUACUUGAAGACGGAAAAGUGAUAGCCGAUUCUGGUCCUCAGGUCAGCCAGCGAACUCGCGAGGAUAACAAAAUCGAAGAAUCUGAGGAUACAAAUCAUAAGACUUCCGGUGAACCCGAUCUGCCCGUUGGAUACGUCAAAAUUCCAGGAUCAGAACGGAUCAUCGAUGACAAAACUACGACUUACCAUACGACGCGAGAAAGUCGAGAAGAAAACAUUAAAAUGCACGAUGAAGACCAGAGACAUCUUGAUAACGUCGAAAGCGUACACCGGCUCGCGCUUACUGGCGAUGAAGUAGCGUUGUGUGAUCCGCACAAAUUUAAGGGAAAGGUCACACAUUAUAGUGCUCGGAGCAAGCGUGUGACGGAUAAGGACCGUAUUAAAGAGCUAACAGAACACAUUGAUGGUAAGGCGAACACGCAAAAAACGCGCACCCACUUCCACGAAGAGCAGAGUGAUGAUGAGGUUCCCGAGGAAUACGCGGAACGUGACGCCCCAGCUUACGAUUCAUCAACCUCAAGGAAUUUCGAGUAUCUGAACGAUGGACGAGGUAAAUUUGACUAUUUGUCUGACAAGUUGAAUAAGGAUCGUACGUAUCUUCAGAUUACACAAAAUAGACACUCCACGGAUCUUCGUCACGAAGACGAUUAUCCAAGACCUAUUGAAAGCACGAACAGGGCUUCGAGGUGGCUGGAAGACCACUUCAUCGAAGAAGAUCGUCAACGGGUUAUCAAUGUGGACACCACUCGCAGUACGCAGGAUUCACGUGACUGUGAAUUUGGAGCAUAUCACCGCGUGGCGGACCUUCGGGAUCAACGUGAUUCACGUCACAGUGAUAUUCGAGACAGUCGAACUAAUGACCAGCGCCGCCACGAGACCAUUUAUACUGACAUUCGGCAUUCCGACUUACAUUUACGGGACAGUCAUCGUGAUUCACAUUUACUUCGUGAAGACCAAGGUCAUUCGCCCAUUAUUACAUCGCCACAUUCCACGCUAAAGUCGGUCCGUAACGAAGAUUACAGGACGCAUACUUGGCGUUCGUCGACUGGCGGUCCAGGCAAUGACCCAGAGGUGCGUUAUACCGUGCGCUCGCCUGACUCAACUCUAUCAACUGGAAGUCGACCGUCAAGGACUUUCUACUUUGGAGCAACAGGACAUACAAAUGAGGCCCUUUCAGCAGUUUCGCCAUUAUCGGCGCCAUCGCUCGUCAAGAAAAGUAGCUUUAAUCUACGCGGACGCUGACGCAUUCAUUCGACCAGACGACAACGAUAAACAACAAUAUAAGACUCAAUUUAUAUAAGUUCAGAAGAACCAACUUUUAAGGUGAAAAAGAAAAAGGAUUCAUGAUAGGAUAUUACUUCGUGAGUUUGAUGGUUUCAUAACAGUAAAAUCUGUUCGGAGAGGACCGUAUAAUCCGCUUGCACUAGUAACCUAAUUGUGCCUGACAGCCUUGAAUCGCAAUGGUUUAUUUUUUGACAGAAGUAAAUCACCAUUCAGAAUGGUUGAAAUGACGUUACAUCCCUUGUCCCUUUGACUUGAAAUAUAGCAUUUUAAUUCAUUAUUUCAACAUAUAUAGCAGCUCGGAAAGUUAAGAUUCAAAGGAACUGAAAAAUAGCUUAUGUACGGCAACCAGCAUGGCUUAAAAUGUCGAUAAAUAGUGAAUCCACAGCUUCUUAAUUGAAUAAUAAAUUAAGUUAAUUAAAAGUUUCCAUUUUUUAAAUACCGUAUAAGCUUUCCCAACUUCUUUUUCAUACAGCCAUGUUGGUAGAUUGGAAAAAGACGAUUUUCAUUUAUGUCUUCAUUAACAGGGAAGCAUUAAUUCAAGGUUCCUCAUAAGAAAAACUUCGAAAAGAAAGAAACGAAAAUUUUAUACAGGAUAAUAAGUAGGUCCAAUGUUAAAAGCGACGUCUAACGUUUUCACCUACCAAUUGCGUACUCCUUGUGCGCCUUUAUAUAUGACACUAGAUUUAGUGCCUACUACCAAAAGUGAUUAUUUUAAGCACGAAUUCAAUUGCAACAAAUGGCUUAUUAUUAGUGGAAGGUUAGGCAAAAAUGCUACAGGCUGGCAAAAUAAUGUCGAAAAUUUCUCUUUAUACAAACUUCUUUCUAUAAGCUUUGUCAUUCUCAUGUCCAUUGAGGACAUAUUGCUAAAUGUACUCUCGCAUAUGCACACACCUCAAGUCCAUUAUUUUCGCCUCAUGCUAUGAUAUUACCAAAUGUCCAUGUGUCCAACCUGCUAUUAAUCUUACCUUAUCUUUACGUAUAUUUAGGCCUCGUCAUCGAACGAAGUUUCACUCGUCACAAUGCAGGUUUUUUAAAACGAAGUUGUUCAACAAGUAUUUAUCAACAUUUGGUGGUAUAUAAAGUGAUGAAUCUAUAAUCGUUUUGUGUUCGAUCUGGUUCUUCUGGAUCUGGUCGAUCUGAAGAUGUUCGUUUUGGGCACACUCAGCUCAUUUAAAAGAGCAGUUGCAGCGACAAUAUUUCUUGUUUUUUUGCUAACUCACUCCAGCACACAUCGCGUACACGCUGAUAACUCGACCGGUGUGCUUGGUACUAUGAUGGACUCAUAGAUUAACAUUCCAUAACAAGUAAUGUAGCUUAGAUUAUUUUCUCUGUGCGUGUGGCCUGGAAAUCUGUGUUUUAUUUUUCUAUGACAAACUAAUAAUAAUAAUAUAUUUAAUAACUUUUUAUUUACACACGAUAUAUUUAAGUAGUUCUAUCGACCGGUAACUCCAUACAUAUAAUUGUGUUUGACGGAGCUGAAAUGAAAAAAGGUUGUAACAAAUUGUAAUAGUUUGAUGACCGAGGUCCAAUUAAUAAAGCAGAGCGAUAAUUUAACAUGUAAUAAGUUAUUCUGUCUUCUACUCAAAUGGUUUAACACAAUAGCCAAACUUGAGUUCCUGGUGGGCAGCGUACUCGGACCUGUUAUGUUAGUAUAUUAGAGCUCGAUUUUAGGCACUAAAAAGUCUCGGGAAGGUGAUUUCAGAACAUACGGAAGACAGUUGCAUGGCUAUCUAGGGUAAAAGGAUCAAUAGAAUUCCAGUCCCCCAAUCCCACCUACAGUGAACCGAAAAACUAAAAGAAAAAUUGACCGAAUAUGGUUGAUUUCAGAGGUCGAAAUUAAUGAUUGCCACAGGUGAUAUGAACGUAAUCAUUGGCAAGAGUAAUCAAGAGAUUUUUCAACCUUUGAAAAGAUUUUAUGUGAAUCUGGCGUAAAGAUUGUAAUUAAUUCUAAAAUAUUAAUCUUCAUGGGAUCUUCAGUCAUGAACGUAUUCGCAACAAACUUCUGAAGGAGGACGUGUGGCGUAGCGGACCACAAAUCCUACUUAGUGAACUAAAGGAUGACUAAAAUGGAACGUAAAAAACGAAAAUAUUACAACAUUAAGUGCUGUAAAUACGAUUUCGGGUAAUGCGGCCAAGCUAGAUCAGUGAAUCAGCUUACUCUCUUGAACAUCAAGCAUUUUAAAAGAAGAGGAAAGUUUCAAUAGCGUUAACCUGUGUGCGUAUAUUUAGAUUUAUUUUGACUUACUUGUAAAUUUGCAUGAAAUGCGUGAAAUAUGAUUGAAAACCGAACCAGUGCACGUGCCAUUCACAAACUCAACGUGUUUUGUUAGCGCCUUAUAGAUCGAUUUUUUAAUUCUAAAUGGUGCUCAACGAACGAUCAGUAACUAUAAAAUAGCAGCAUCUUGUUACUUUUUAUACUUUAACACUAUUGUAAAAAACAAUUUCUGAAUGUCGAAAUUUAUUGUCGCUUGCACCAAGUGCAUUAUUUUCAUUAUUGAGAGACAUUUCAACAAAAAAAA